CUUUUUUCUUCCCAAUUUUUGCAUUCCUGUCGCAUUUUCUGUCCCUCAGAUGACGACUCAUCCUCUGCUGUCACCAUUCACAGAUCUGACGCUCCUUCAAGAGGACACAGACGACUUCUCGUACCAAGUAGGUGAUGAGUUGGAGGAUGGGGAUGAGGAGACAGGUGGUGCUGAUGAGGGAUGUCCUGAUGAUGAGGUAGAGGAUGAAGAUCCCACCAUGUCUGUGUUUGACUCCCAACCCGAGGAACUUCUGACUCCGCUGGCUAAACUGGAGAGGAAUAUCAACUCAGACAGCAUCUUUAACAGACAAAUGAUUACGCGGAGCCUGUUGGAGACGUUGCGGAGCGUGUACCGUGACCAGGAUGGGACCAUGGCGGUCAUGCGUGCCAUGGUGCAGCUCUCACAGGAUGUUGAGCCCACAGUGCGGGCAGAACUGAUGGAACAAGUGCCUCACAUUGCCAUGUUCUGCCAAGAGAACCGUCAGUUUGUUGGUGACAUGGUGCCGCAGUACGUACUGCCCAUCAUCGUCAAGUACCUGACUGAUACCAACAAUCAGGUAUGGAGUUUCCAUGAGGUGCGGAAGACUGCCCAAGCUGCUUUGCUGGUGCUACUGGAACAAGAACUGGUGGAGAGGGGUGAUGUAGAAGAACAAGUGGUUCCCCUGUUGCUAGAACUGAUCGGUCCAGAGAUGGGGGAUGACUACAAGACAGAGGCAGUAGCUAGCUCAGACUACAAUGACUUCAGCCGAAGAACUGGCCAGGACCUUAGUGAGGAAAUGCUGACCGCUGCUAUGCUGAUGUGCAAGAUGGCGCCGCUGCUUGGGAAGGAUAUCACCGAGCGCCUGCUGCUGCAGCCUUUCCUGGACAUGUGCACAGAUGGACGCAUGUUCCACAUCCGGAAGGUUUGUGCUGCCAACUUUGGUGAGAUGUGUGGAGUGGUGGGAACAGAGCUGACAGAGAGAUUAUUGCUGCCCAAGUUCUUCUUCCUGUGUGAGGACGGUGUGUGGGGGGUGAGGAAGGCGUGUGCCGAGUGUUUUAUGCAGGUGUCCAGCGCCGUGACUCCGGAGGUGCGGAAGGAGAGCCUGGCGCCUUGCUUCGUCAACCUCAUCACGGACCAGUCACGAUGGGUGCGUAUGGCAGCGUUCCAGGCCCUGGGUCCCUUCAUCUCCACAUUUGCUGACUCAGCCAUGACUGGGCUGUUCCUGACAGACGAUGGUUCAGUCAGGUUCAUGCUCGACGUCGCUGAUAACCAACAGAAGAUCAUUCUGGAACAGGAGACGCCAUCAGAAAGCAGUUCGGACAGCGUAGAUGGUAGGAAUUUUGAACAGUCUGGAAACGGUGAUGAUGACAGCGGGCGCCUGUCGGAGAACUCUGACAGCGACCGUGACCUAGAUAGCCCAUCCUCCCCACCUGAAGCCACGCCCGUGGAACCCAACUCUACCCUUACACAGGAGGAAACGAGAAGAGAUUCUAGUGAUGAUUCAAGGACUAGAGACGAGUCUGAAAAGGUUUCAGGUCCGGAUGUGGAAUCAGUUAGUAAAACCACCAGCCAUAGUGAAAAUGAGAGCGUAACAGCCUCCUCUGAUACACAAGAAAUGUCUGAGAGGAAAACCACAGAAAGCCUUCCCCCUUCUGCCACAAAAACACUGUCCCCUGAUGAAGGAAUAUGCCUUGAUGGCCACAACUGCACUGGCUCAACAACCAAUGCUGCUAGUAAGGAGGAUUCCAAGGAAGAAACAGGAGAAUCUCAAGGAGAAGAAGAACAGCAAGAUGCCGAGGCCUUCAAUUCCUUUUUAUACUGGCGCGCUCCCCUGCCAGAUAUAGAGUUGGACUUGGACUUGGUAGAACAGGGUAGUUUAGAGCCGGUAGACGCGCCGCGUGAACGGUGCUACGCCCUGGACGCGAGCCAGCUGCGUCGGGCGGGGGGUGACGAGGUGGAAACCGUUUGCCAGGCGGUCGCAGAGACACACCUGGAGCCGGCGAAUCGCCAGACGUUCAGCGUCAGCACCCUGACAGGUGAAGGGAGACAAGUAGAGGUGACUAACGUGGAGAGGCUGAGUACAGGUCCCAGCAUGCCUCAGGUGGCCCAGGUCAGUGAUGCCGCCCAUGUUCUGGCUGGUCCCAGGACACAACAGGCUCCUACUGUACUCAACAACGCACAACAGCGUGCGGUGUCCAGCCAGGAACUGACCCCUCCUCCCAGCCCGUCGUCCAGCCCGGCCACCAGCCCCACCAGCCCACACCACCUGUCCGCUCACCUGGACAACCUGAGGAAACAGGAUGUAAUCCCCCAGCCCCUGUUGGAUCACUACCUGUCGAUGACGGACCCGUCCCGGGCGCAGACCGUGGACCAGGAGAUCGCCCGCCACUGCGCGUACAGUCUACCGAGCGUGGCCUUCACGCUGGGCCGCGACAACUGGCACUGUCUGCGGGACACGUACGAAACACUGGCCAAUGACAUGCAAGUGAGUACAUGGAAGGUGCGCAGGACCCUGGCCUUCUCUAUCCAUGAGCUGGCGAUCAUCCUCGGUGCUCAGCUGACUGACCAGGACCUCAUCCCCGUCUUCGAUGGCUUCUUAAAGGACUUGGAUGAAGUUCGUAUCGGCGUCUUGAAACACCUGGCUGAUUUUCUAAGGAGACUACUCCCAGAGAGGAGGAGGGAGUACUUGGCACGGUUGAUUGAGUUUCUGAACACAGACAACCACCGCAACUGGAGGUUCAGAUACGAACUGGCAGAACAAAUGAUGCAGCUGGGUGACCUGUUCCCUGCCUCGGAGCUGGCAGAACACGUGUGUCCGGUCGCCCUGUCCCUCGCAGGAGACAAGGUGUCAGAUGUCAGGCUCAUCGCUUACAAACUGGUGGCAGUGCUGACGAAGCAGCUGCAGGAGGACCAUGAUGACGCCCUGGUGUUCCACUUCCUGACGGACCUCAUCACUAACUAUGCACAGAGCCGCCGAUGGCAGCGCAGACAGACGUUUGCCUUCCUGUGUGCAGUGUUGUUAGAAGAUGAGUCCAUCCGUCCCUCACUCUUCGCUCACCACCUGCUGCCCAGUCUGCUCACCUUGACCUCUGACCCGGUGCCAAACGUCAGGAUAGUCCUGGGCAAGACCCUGUCCCAGGCCGUACUCCCCAGAGACUAUUUCUCCAGUGAACAGAACCCAGAACACGAGACCCUGCUGCAUGCCAUAGAAAUCCUGAAGAUGGACUCGGACAGGGACGUCCGCUUCUACGCCAGUCUUCCCCCCAAUCCUCGCACCAACUCCCCAGAUGUGGACCUUGUAUGAUGGUGACUGGGGAAGGCGGAAACGGUGCUCCCAUCACCAUGGAAACAGGGAACGCUGCGACUUCUAUCGUCCCACCCAUGCCACAGUCUUUCCAGGGAACACGUCGUCCAACCCGUAGCAAACGUGCAAUGGUCGUCUAUGAGAUAAAGCUGCCAAGUCAUGUAUUACCGGUACAAUAAGACAGGAUACAGAACUUUGGCCUGUGUUCUUUCACCCAUCCUGUUCUUUUGAGAUUAGAUAUAUGUCUGUCUGCAUUCCUAUGUUACAUCAGAUGUGAAAUGGGACCAUUGUGCUUUUUAGAUGCAGGCUACAAGAUAACAAACAUUAAAAGGAGAAUUUUACCCAUAACUGUACACCCUUGUUUAUCCAGCUUUGAAACUCUCACUAUGGUGUAUCCA
Branchiostoma belcheri (Belcher's lancelet) is the source of this 3681-nucleotide messenger RNA. RefSeq names its product serine/threonine-protein phosphatase 4 regulatory subunit 1-like. Gene Ontology annotation, molecular function: protein binding; protein phosphatase regulator activity. The record is from RefSeq and is a predicted model, not a curated record. The transcript is spliced from 22 exons. The coding region runs from base 50 to 3283 and encodes 1077 amino acids. Gene Ontology annotation, biological process: protein dephosphorylation. Lineage: Eukaryota; Metazoa; Chordata; Leptocardii; Amphioxiformes; Branchiostomatidae.